UUAGCGCGGUUCGAUUCGUUUCGGGCCAAACAUCCGCAAAAACGCCAACCCACAAUGGAGGUCCAGACGGCGCUGGUGCUGACGAUUCAGCUGAUAGCACUGUUUUCGAUAGCGGGAGCACUGCUGCUGUAUCUGCUAUGUAAGGUGCGUGGAACGCGCGAUGACCCAACCGGAACGCAGAAAGGAUCUAUUCUCGUCACCUGUGCGGAUACCGCCCUCGGGCUACAGAUUUGUACCUUCUUCGCCAGCAAAGGACACCGGGUGUUUGCGGGUAUGAAGGACCCGGUGGAGUCGCUUCCCGCCAAGCUGCUACGUGGGUGGAUGAAAAUGCGCGAAAACUCGGACACGCCAGUAAGCGGCUCAGUUGUGCCAAUGAAGAUCGACGUUACGCGAGAGGACGUGUUGCGUGAGGCGGCCGAAUCGAUGGGAGCUCACCUAAACGCGGGCGAACGAGGCAUUCUGGCUGUGGUCAACACCGCUGGCUCGGUGUACCGUGGUCGCAUUGACUCGCAGGACUCGCUGCAGUGGGAGAACAUGUUCAAGAACAACGUGAUGGGUUGCUUACGUACGGCACGGGCUUUCAUUGGGUUGCUGCGGCCGACCCGUGGUCGAUUGAUUUUGCUCGGCUCUGGCAAUGAUGACGAUGGGUUGACGGUGUUUAUGGCCACCCGAAAUGCCGUGCAAGGAUGUGCCGAUGCGUUACGCAAGGAGCUUAAACCGUACGGCGUCAGUGUUGUGACGUUGGACUCGCGAGGCGUUCCGGCGGAGGCUCUCUUCAAGGCUCCGGUUCCGUACACCAUCUCCGACGAGGAAGGCGUCCCUACGCAGUACAGCGCUGAUGUGCUCACCAGUUCCGCGCUUGGGGUGAUUGAGCGUGCCCUGUACGAUACUAGCCCCAGUGAGACCUACUGCCUGUCGGUGCCAAACAGCAAGUUCCAGAUGAGACUGCCCUGCCGGUCAUCGUUGAAGAUUUCCGCCAGCCGCGCGGACUCGAAACCCAUACAGAGUGUCUGAAUGCGCGGCCGCGGUCGUUUCUUUGCGCCCUCGGUAGCCGUAGGACGACAGAUUUCAGAACUUCUUUGUGCCUGUUUCCGUUUCCCCCGAGAUUGGUAGUGCCAGCGUGUCGUCUAUGCACUUAACCGCUGGUUGCUGUCGCCGUUUCACACUUGCAGUAGGUCUCCUGUAUAGCGGCACGGUGGGCGAUGAACUUGCUGGUUUGCUCACUGGUCGACUCGCGUCGUUGCCCCAGCUCCUGCUUCGAGAAGCGCGGACGAAUAUAAUUAUUCCCUUUUCCUGCUCCCUGUGUAAAGUUUGUUUAUUUUAAGCAAAUGAUAUGAUUGUUUUAGUGUUAAAUAAACUACCGAAAUAAAUGGUGUACUUUAUUUCGUU
Messenger RNA from Anopheles nili, 1389 nucleotides. RefSeq names its product retinol dehydrogenase 5. The transcript is spliced from 4 exons. The record is from RefSeq and is a predicted model, not a curated record. The coding region runs from base 55 to 1014 and encodes 319 amino acids. Lineage: Eukaryota; Metazoa; Arthropoda; Insecta; Diptera; Culicidae.